CCGACAGGGCAGCUGGGCCGAGCUUGGUAGCCGCUCUGCUUGCAGAAGUGGUGCGGUUUUGGCUUUUAAAAAUGUCUGAAUUUUUUUUACUCAGGUAACUUUAACUUAAAACAAACUGAAGCCAGUGUCAGGAAAUACUAGCCUUAAAUCUGAUUGGGACAAAGAGGAUGUGUUGGUGGUGGGGGGUGGGGGGCACUCAGCCCUGAGCCGGCGAGCCUGGGGGAAGGGUUGGCUUUAGCAGCGGGCCUGGCCGGCCUCUGGACGCUGUCCCCCCCAGCUGCCCCCUCGGGCAGCCCCUGGCUGCGGGGCGUCCGGGGCUGCGGCCCCCCCGGGCCUGAGCCUCCCCCCGGCCAAGGAGGAUCGCACCUGCUCCCUGUGCUGCGCCCUCAGCAGACAGAGGGCGCGUGUCCGCCAGGGCCCCCCAGUUGGUACACAUGCCGGCGGGUGCCGGCCACCAUCCCGUGGCCCCACUCGGGGUGUCCACCCCGGUGUCGCCCAUGUGUGUCGUUGCCGCUCCUGGUCAUGUGUCUGUGACGCGGAGUCUGUACGCGCCCCCUGGGCCCGGGGUCCUGCCCAAUUGUGCUUGUGCUGACUCGGUGUCUGACGAAACCAGGUGAAACCCACGGCCGUGAACUGGACUGGGCCGUGAUCUUCCUGUCACAGAGGCGCGUGAAGCAUGGCUGCCUGCCCUGUGCUGGGUCUUGCCGCUCUCCUCUUCCUCUCUGCGCCCCAGGCCAGCUCCAUGGUGCAGUAUCGACAGCUGGUGCCGGUGGUGCUUCUGGAACCCCAAGGGAGGGACUGCUCUCAUAUCUGGGUGGAGAGCCCCAGGGCCCGCAGUGGUGUGUACACCAUCCAGCCAGAGGGAGCCAGCGCCCCCUUCAAGGUUCUCUGUGACAUGCGCACGGACGGUGGCUGGACGGUGAUUCAGAGCCGAGACCGGGGCCGGCGGAGGCCCCUGGACUUUGAGAGGUGCUGGCAGGAGUACAAACGAGGCUUCGGAGACCUAAGAGGUGACCACUGGCUGGGGCUGGAGCACAUCUCUGGCCUGACCUCCCAGCCGGGCCUGCGCUCAGAGCUGGUGGUGGAUCUCCUGGACACGGACAACCACACACUUCAGGCCCACUAUGAUAACUUCCACGUGGACAAGGAGGACCAGUUUUACCAGCUGACCCUCGGCCUGUACUCGGGGAACGCAGGUGAGUGCUGGGGAGGUAAGGAACCCCUGUGCCUGCCCCCAAGCGUCCUGCUUUGCCCCUGGGCUCUCCAGGCUGCAGGAGGGGGGACUCUUGCAGCAGGCCAGGGUAGGUGGGGGAGGUUGGGUCCCUGGAGCCCCCUACUUUCCGGCCCACAUCUGCCAGCCUCUGUGCUCUGGGGAAGACUGUCCCUCCCCAUCUGGGGUCCCAGAUGGCAAGGCCGCGAGCGGGGGCCUGAGGGGCAGCUAGCCCGCCGCCCACGCCACCACACCGGCGCAGGGGACGCGUUCCGGGGCAUGGGCCAGACGGACAACCAGGAGGGCUGUGGCUUCAGCACGCUGGACCGCGACCAUGACCACUGCACGCCUUGUACGGAUCGCGCCCGGACCUUCACCAGCUGCAGCCACGAUCGCUCGGGAGCCGGAUGGUGGUACAGCGCCUGCGGCCACGCGGACCUCAAUGGGCCAUGGCCGGAGCACGCGGGGGCCGCCUCCGGCAUGCGCUGGGCCGCGGGCGACCACCAGCCCGCCCUGCGCGCCAGCGUGCUGCGCGUGCGCACCACUGCUUCCCGCAAGGCCUAGGCCCCCGCCCGUCCGUGGCCGAGCCUCAUUAAAUGUUCAAGCCCGGCUG
Mirounga angustirostris (Northern elephant seal) is the source of this 1823-nucleotide messenger RNA. RefSeq lists its product as uncharacterized. The transcript has 6 exons. Lineage: Eukaryota; Metazoa; Chordata; Mammalia; Carnivora; Phocidae. Bases 677 to 1774 code for a protein of 365 amino acids. The record is from RefSeq and is a predicted model, not a curated record.